Messenger RNA from Neoarius graeffei (lesser salmon catfish), 1472 nucleotides. Its product is annotated as cAMP-dependent protein kinase type II-beta regulatory subunit. NCBI's taxonomy places the organism in Eukaryota, Metazoa, Chordata, Actinopteri, Siluriformes, Ariidae. Gene Ontology annotation, molecular function: cAMP-dependent protein kinase regulator activity. The transcript has 11 exons. Gene Ontology annotation, biological process: regulation of protein phosphorylation. The coding region runs from base 26 to 1237 and encodes 403 amino acids. The record is from RefSeq and is a predicted model, not a curated record. Gene Ontology annotation, cellular component: cAMP-dependent protein kinase complex.
UUCCUCUGGAGCCCUGCUAUCAGGAAUGAGUAUAGAAAUCCCCGAGGGCUUGACGGAGCUUUUACAGAGCUUUACGGUGGAGGUGUUGAGGAACCAGCCGCGGGAUCUUUUGGAGUUCGCCCUGCAGUAUUUCACUCAGCUGAAGGAGAACGAAGCGAGGGCGGCCGCUUUCGGCAAUGAGCAGCAUCCGGCUCUGCGCGCGGCCAAAGCCGUUAACUUCCUCGAGGAGGCCAUGCAGAUCGACUCAGAGAACGGAGAGGACGAGGAUGACGAUGAGGAAUUCGUAGCGCCAGUCAUAAAUAGAUUCAUAAGACGACCUUCUGUGUGUGCAGAGGCCUUUAACCCAGAUGAGGAGGAAGAAGACAAAGAGCCCAGGGUGACUUACCCAAAAACAGAUGAACAGAGACAAAGACUACAGGAGGCCUGCAAAGACAUACUUCUUUUUAAAAAUCUUGACCAGGAGCAAAUAUCCCAAGUCCUGGAUGCCAUGUUUGAGAAGACCGUUUCUACUGGGGAACACAUUAUUGAUCAAGAUGAUGAUGGAGACAACUUUUAUGUCAUUGAAAGGGGGACUUUUGACAUCCUUGUGAAGUCAGAGGGCACCACAAGAACAGUGGGCUCAUACGACAACCGUGGGAGUUUCGGGGAGCUGGCGCUGAUGUAUAACACCCCGCGCGCCGCCACUAUUGUUGCUACCUCACCUGGUGCCCUGUGGUGCCUAGACCGAUUGACAUUCAGAAGGAUCAUUGUAAAAAACAAUGCCAAGAAGAGGAAAAUGUAUGAAGCUUUCAUUGAGACCCUUCCACUGCUCACAUCUUUGGAGGUCUCAGAAAGAAUGAAGGUGGUGGAUGUCUUAUCAUCCAAAGUGUACAACAAUGGAGAGCAGAUCAUUGCACAAGGUGACCUGGCAGACUGUUUCUACAUUGUAGAGUCAGGUGAGGUUAGAAUCACCAUGAAGAGGAACCGGUUGAAAACAGAUUCUGAGCAUGAGGAGGUGGACAUCGCCACAUGCACUAGAGGGCAGUACUUUGGAGAAUUAGCCCUUGUUACAAACAAGCCAAGGGCCGCUUCUGCAUAUGCUGUGGAAAACGUCAAGUGCUUAGUAAUGGAUGUCCAGGCAUUUGAGAGGUUACUGGGGCCAUGCAUGGACAUCAUGAAGCGCAACAUUGCGAACUAUGAAGAGCAGUUGGUCACCCUCUUUGGGAGUCAAAUGGAAAUAGAAGAGCCAAGUGCAUAAAAUUAAAAAUAACAAACAUGCUCCAAUGCAACAUAUUUAAAAGGUAAAUAAUGGUGAGUACAGGUCUCUCACUAUUGUUCAGAUGCCAUAUGAUCAUAACUUUUGAACUUUAAAGUUAUUGUUUUGCAAAACAAAGUGAAGCUAUGGUGUGUCAGUGAUAGUGAUUUUUACAUGUAGGAAAAAUUAACAGGUUACGCGGAGUUUUUUUGGGGAGGGGGAGUUAAUUUUUCGUUAG